ACAUGACACAACAUGGAAGUAUUUUAACCAGGAAGUAACUUGAAGAGGAAGGUUUGCCUUUUGAGUUUCAUUCCCGAGUAACUCGGAUGCCAAUUCAAAUUCCAAAAUGACUGACAGUGGCGACGAAUAUCGCAAUAGCGAUGAAGAAUAUGAUUCUAUUUAUGCAAACAAUGCUAUAUUAGAAAUAGCAAAUGUUUCGCGAUGUUUACAAACUGAAUCUUUGACAAGUUUACUUGAAUACGACAGGAAAAAAACUGAAGGGGAAGAUGGCUGUAGGUGGUAUCACGGAAAGAUAUCACGCGAAGCAGCUGAGAGUCUACUUAAUGAAGGUUUGAUCAACCAAGGAAGCAUUGAUGGACUGUUCCUAGUUCGAGACAGCACCAGUUCUAAGGAUGAUUUCGUACUCAGUGUUACCCAUGAUGCACGCGUCUACCAAUUCCAACUAAAAGAAGUCCAUGACGGAUACUAUCGACUUGAUGAGGGACCAACGUUUCCAGGACUUGUGAAACUAAUUGAGUAUUACCACAGCCCAAACAAAACUGGGCUUGUGACGACCUUGACGAAACACUGCCAGGGGUCAGCCCCGCCCCCUAAAGCACGCACACAGGGACCAACUAACAUCCUCCAUAGAGCUGUCAUUGAGGGGGAUGUCAAAAUCGUCAACGAUAUUCUUAACCACAGUCUUUGCCCUGAUAUCAAUGCAAAAAAUGAAUGGGGAACAACAGCCUUACAUGAUGCCUGUAAAUAUGGAGCCAAAGAGAUUGUACAAACACUUAUCAAACAUAAAGCUGAUGUAGAAAUGAAAGACAGAGCAGGGUUAACUCCCCUUCAUCGGUCUUGUGCAUCCAACCAUUACGAGAUGAUCCCUAUCUUGGUAGAAGAAGGAGGUGCCAACGUACAGUCUUCUACACCGAAAACCUCCUGGGUUCCCAUGCAUGACGCAGCAAUGCGCGGCCAUGUUGAAUGUAUAAAGGCGUUGCUGAAGCUGCAGGCCCCUCUGAUGCCACGAGCCGAGGACGAGCAGACACCACUCGACCUUGCCAUAAAGUACAACAGGGAGGAAUGUAAAAGAGUUCUAAGUUCUGAUGACCACCGACCUUUAUAUACCAAACAAGAGGAUUGGCUCCAUCCGCAUCUGGACAGACAGCAAGCUUGUCAGCUACUCGACUCCUAUCACAAGACCGAUGGUUUGUUUCUUGUGAGGAAAAGUCGGAGAAAUGUCAACUACCAUGUAAUAACCUUCUGCUUUAAAAAAAAUCAUUACAACUUUGAAGUAAAGGUCAAGGAUUAUAUGAAUAAACUUGUCCACUACAUUGACAACGGGCCGUACUUUCCCUCCCUGGAACGAUUGAUCGGUCAUUACAUCCACCAAGCUGAUGGACUGACAACCAAACUGACAGCAUCCAUUCGUCCUGGCCAAGAAGAACUUGUUUAUGCACGUAGUGUAAAUAAGUCAACAGAGUUCUCGGCUGCAGUAUCCAUCCCAAGGCCAAAUCUGCCCCCAAGGGAUGAACCAGAGCCCCCUGAGGACCCAUAUGCAGAGCCUAUAAAUGUUGCUGAACCCCCAGAAUUGCCCCCAAGUCGUAUGCCUCCAACUAGAAUGCCUAUAAGUGAAGCGAGGCAGCAGAGCACUGAUGAGUUCAAGAAGAUUAUAGACCCCAAGGAAAUUGUCCUUGGACAGGAUCUUGGUGAGGGAGAGUACGGUGCUGUCAAAAAGGGAAAAUAUGUUUACAAAGAUGGCUUCUUUUCCAGAGUGAAGGUGGAUGUCGCAGUGAAAACAUUCCACCAGACUGAACCCGGAGCAGGGGUCAACGAGGGCAUUCUAAGGGAGGCAAUUCUAAUGCAGGACCUUGAUCAUUCGUGUAUCGUAAAGCUGUAUGGUAUCUGUGAAAACCCGUUCAUGUUGGUGGAAGAGUUUGUUGCCCAUGGUGCACUUUGUGAUUAUCUGGAGAAGCAUAAAGAUACUGGUAAAAUAAAAGUCGAUCCAACCCUGUACUUGUGGGCAUCACAAAUCGCUGAUGGCAUGCAUUAUCUUGAAGAUCGUAAAAUCGUCCAUCGUGAUCUUGCUGCACGGAACAUCCUUGUGGAUUCAAAGCACCAGGUAAAAAUCAGUGACUUUGGUCUGUCCCGAGCCUAUGAGGAAGGACAGUAUUACAAAGCAUCAAAGGGAGGCAGAUGGCCUAUCAAAUGGUAUGCACCAGAGUGCGUGAAUUACGGAAAGUUUACCCAUCACACGGACGUCUGGAGUUACGGAGUCACACUGUGGGAGAUGUUUACAUUUGGUGACCAACCAUAUGGAGAUAAAAAAGGCAUAGAGGUGAUCCAGUUUGUGGAAGCUGGUGGCCGAUUGGAACGUCCAGCUAACUGCCCUGAUUUGGUAUACAAAAAGAUGAGGCAAUGUUGGGAAAAAGAGCCGAAAGAUAGACCAAGUUUUACAGUGUUAAAACGCCAUUUUGAAACAGAACCUCUUUACGGUGAUGCCAUCAAAUAUGGUCGCAAUCAAAAGAAAAAGAAUUAAAAGGUAUAAAAAUACCAAAAGGACAUUAUGCCAAAGUAAUUUAGAUCUACAAGAAUAUUUAUCUUUAUUCCGAGUUUUAUUAUAAUUAAUGGUAAUCAAAGAUGAAUAUUUCAAUGACUUUUUAGGAAGCAUAAUAUGUUGAGUGUUAAUGGUUUGUAAAUGUUGAUAAAUGGUGCACAGUGCCUUUCUAAAUUGACCAUCGCAGGAUACCUGCCUAAACUGACCGUCACAGAAACCUUUAAAUUGACCAUCGCAAUACACUUGCCUAAACAGACCAUCAUAGAAACCUGUCUAAACCUACCGUCACAGAACCCUUGUCUGAACUGUCUGUCAUAGGACACUUGUAUAAACUGACCAUCACAGAACCCUUGUCUGGACUGACCGUCAUAGGACACCUGUGUAAACUGACCCUCAGAAGAAAUGUUUUUGGAUUAUGAAGGGUCUGGUUUAGUCAGGUUUAACUUGACAAAUAAGCAUACAUCUCCGGAACAAAUCCAACUGAUUGACAAGAAUUGCUUUGUAUGACUUUGGACAUUUAGUUUAGUGAACUAAACAAAGGAACGACAUAUUACCGUAAAAUCUAGCAUCAUUUAUACAAAGUAUGUAGGGUAUGAGAUUUUUAAGCGAGACAUUUAUUUAAAAUGGUGCAUACAGGGUGGAAUCGAUUCCUGCUACAUUAUCACAUGUUUGGAAAAUUAAUUGAAUAUUUAAAAAUUAAGUUAUGUGUAAACAUUAAGAUUUUUUUCCCUUGACUUGUCUGACCUUCUAGUUGUUAAUUAUUAAAAGUAUUAAUAAUCAUAUAUUUUUUUUAUUAUUCACAUUUUUUAUAAUGGAUUUUUUAAGAAGGCAUUAGGUUCACUAUAAGCACAAUGACAACGACUACUGGGAGGCAUCUUGGUUGGCAUACAUGUAACUAAAAAUUAUAUGUUCACUUUUUGAAUUACUUUUACUAAUCAUCCUCAUUUAGUGGUGAAAAAAUGUAUAUACUGUUAUAUAUACCCAUUGUCAUGAAAUAUGAAAACAUUUAAGGUCUUCCAUUUUUAGAUCUCGGAGACAAAUUUCAGGGGAGAUAAUGCUGUACCUUCGGCGUUGGUGUCAGCGUCAGCUGCCGUAGACAGCUAGGUUAAAGUUUUUAUAAAUCAGUGUUCUGUCAAUACUAGGGAGGACACAGCUAUGGUAUUUCACUUGUGUGUUCCUUGUAACAAGACCAUUACAUUGAUACCUCUGGGUUGCGAGUUCGAAACCCACGUGGGGCAGUUGCCAGGUACUGACCGUAGGUCAGUGGUAUUUCUCCGGGUUCUCCGGCUUUCCUCCACCUCCAAAACCUGGCACGUCCUUAAAUGACCCUGGCUGUUAAUAGGGCAUUAAACAAAAUAAACCAUAAGUCAUUGAUACUAUGUUUGCUAGCCUGCUGACCUUGACUGUGACCUUUGACCUAUUUUUAAAACCUUUAACCCUGGCCAGAGUAUAUUCACUAUAAGAAACAGGGCUUUCAUACUUCACAUAUGUGUACACUGUCACAAAACCUUUCUAUGGAUACUACAUUUACAGACCGACUGACCUUGAUCAUGACCUUUGACCUACUUGUGAUGUUCCACAUCAAAAUAAAUUUAUUUGUUACUUUGAUUUUAUGAUUUUAAGCUGAUAAAAUGGUAUCCAUGUAUAAUUUAUGCUUUUAUGAAAAACAAACCCCUGCUUCAUUUGUACAAGAAAGACACUGUACAAUGUAACUAAAUUCAGGCAUUUUGCUUAACACUAACUUGUUAAAUGUUUUGGAAACAUUCCUCAUAAUUAGUCAUAUUGUUCACAUCAAUUUCCAUGGUUUUUUUUAGGAAUAUAAUGUGCUUUUAUUAUACACAUUCACAAUGGUAACUGUUGAGCAACAUUUAGGAAGGGAAGUAACUCUUGAAGAUUUUCUCCCUUCAAUUAGUGACCAUUAUUUCCUUGACAGAGGCCAACUCUAUUUGCACUCUUCUUCUUCUAGAAUAUAGCUACCGGUCACUUGAUUUGUAGCUCUUCUAAUUCUGGAAGAUCUUCUACCUCUUGCAUCUCGAAGCUGGAAGAUUUAUCUUCCAGGAUGGCAGCGACCAUGUUUAAGUGUGCGACUUGCAGAGUGAUGAGUUUCACUAGAGAAGGAUUUAUGGUACAUACAUGCACAGGAUUGUGUAAGUGUUUGAGAAAACUUAAAAACUUGUUUGUUUUGGGUUAUUUCUUCUGGUUUACUUGAUUUACAUAUAACAGAAUGCGAUCUUCUGAGAAGGCCUGUCUGCCGAGAAGGGUGCAAAUCGAGUUGGCCUCAGUACUGCGCUGUAUUUGUUAAUUGCGGUCCAAAUGGUUUGACCGUACAGCCCAGAUUUGUUUGUUUCUGAAAUUUAAGACAGACCUAGUGAUUUUCACAUUGCUCUCAGGCAAACCUUGACAAAAAUGUCCAGGGCCUGUACAUGACAGCUGCUUUGUUAAGACUUUUGCCUGAAAUGCAAUAUUCAAAAAAAUGUAAAAGUUAUACGGUUUUUCCACAAAAAACAAAUUGACUCCAAUUACAUGUAUUCCUAAAAAAACUUAUCACAGUGAUUUCUGAUUUAAAAGAAUCCUAAAAAUACAAUUUGAAAGUAUUUCACUUGUUUGAAUUUGAAAUUGCAUACUUGAGUAAAAUUUUUAUACAUGUACUCAAUAUUCUGAUGGAUGAAAUUUUGGACCAAACAUUUUCAGAGCAUAGAUAAACACAUUUUUUUUUAUUACAAGAAAGAUUUAAAUUUAUUUUUCUGGUUUAUUCAUUUUAUAUGGUUACAUAUAAUUAAUGUUUUAAAUUAAUAAUUUACCGAUCUUUUGAAUAUAACCAUUAAUCAUUAAAAAAAAUAAAUAAAUAAAUAAAAAGAUUACCAAUAGCAUUUGUUACAUUGUGCGAUACAUUGCUGUCAUGUUUAAUAGAUACAGAAUCUACCUAGCUGUACUGAAGGGGCCAUUUAUUGAAUUGAAUAUGUAAAUAUGCUCUAAGCUAUAAUUUUUUAUAUUUGUACAAAAAAAUAAUACUGUAUAUUAAUGUUGAGUGCUUUUUUAAACUAUUUGAUCAAUUUGUUACAUUUUGUUACAUUCUAUUUUCAAGUACCCGGUAAUAAAUCGUAUUGAAUAUAUAAAUAUUUUUGUAUCGAAAUAUGUUCAUGUGUUAAUAUAUAUUUUUCUAUUUCAUCUAUGAACCAUUGUUUGCUGAAAAAGAUACUUGUUGACAUUUUGAAAUAGAACCCCUGUCCCCCCCCCCCCCCCCCC
Pecten maximus is the source of this 5782-nucleotide messenger RNA. RefSeq names its product tyrosine-protein kinase HTK16-like. Gene Ontology annotation, cellular component: extrinsic component of cytoplasmic side of plasma membrane. Gene Ontology annotation, molecular function: ATP binding; signaling receptor binding; non-membrane spanning protein tyrosine kinase activity. The transcript has 19 exons. The record is from RefSeq and is a predicted model, not a curated record. NCBI's taxonomy places the organism in Eukaryota, Metazoa, Mollusca, Bivalvia, Pectinida, Pectinidae. Gene Ontology annotation, biological process: cell differentiation; protein phosphorylation; innate immune response. Bases 107 to 2518 code for a protein of 803 amino acids.